AUGGAGCAACCUUUCUCGACCUCCAAAGUCACUGUCGAGUACUACGAUCCCCAUGACGUAUAUAAGCUCUUAGGCCCGGGCAUUUUGCCUCGCCUACCCCUCCGAAACCUCCAUUGGCAAUCCCAUGCCGGACCUCUCCGAUCCAUCGACGUCCUCUACGUCGAACUUGUGAACGCCUCCUCGAAUGCGCCCGCUUCCAUCGCCUCCCCCAGCCUCCUGAGACGGUCUACUGGUGCAGGCCUGUCAGACGAUGGCUUCCAGACACAGCCGAUUGGUGGUUCCAAGAGCGCCUCGUCCGAUCAGAUCGACACCCCCACCAGCAUCCACACACCAACCGGGCCGGCCUCGCAACAGCCAGGCAGAGAGCGCCGACACCAGAUACCAGGCCUUCGACGCACGCCAUACCUCAAAGUCCUCCUCGUACGAUGCGACGAUAACGACACGUACAAGUCCACCACCCGGGCCGAAAUCCGCGAAUGGAUCAAGGAACAUACCCCUCCGUCCCAGAGCACGCGCAAAGUCAGCACCCAGGAGAACCAUGACGCCUUCGAGUGGCUCAUCGUCCACGUCGUCGUUCCCAACACCGCCGCCGCCAACCAGCCAAGGCUGAACGGCAAGAACGCCGACGGUGCGCCGGGCGAAAAGUCGUCCUCGAGCUCGCGAUGGCGGACCGGGUCCAGCACCCUGCUGGAGAAGUUGCGCGCCGACUUCAACGUCGCCGGCAAAGGUUCGGGUCCCGUGGACCGCGUCGCACAGAUCAGGAUUGGCAUCAAUGACGUCCCCUACGACCUCCUGCCCCGCGUGGUGCCCGCCACCCCCACCGGAUACUCCGAGUCGGAGAAAGAUGCGGAACAUGCCUGGGACGAGCUCAUCGCCAAGUUCAAGAGCUUGAUCCUGGCCUCGUUUGACAUGAGGGUCACCCAAUACGAGGAGGAUAUCCGGGAGAAGGAUGCGCAGCGUCGUCUCCCCGGCUGGAACUUUUGCACUUUUUUCAUUCUCAAAGAAGGCCUGGCCCGUGGUUUUGAGAGCGUCGGCUUGGUGGAGGAUGCCCUGGUUGGCUAUGAUGAGCUGAGUGUCGGCCUCGACUCUGUCAUCCACGAACAAGUCGCUUUGGGUGAGCCGGAGAGGCACGGGAGUUCUCUCCUCUCCCACACGGAGGAACUGAAGCAAAAGGUAGCGCGUGCCCUCGCGUCUGCGACCGGCGGUGGCGCUGCACCUGUCGAAGACGAAGAGGCCGUGGAUCUGCAGGGCGAGAGCAAGAUCAAGGACGUCGCACCUUCUCUCGAUUCCACCCUUGACGAAUUCCUCAUCAGCUCCACGAGGAAGCCUUACAGGGACAUGAUCGUUGCCAACAACGUGUCCGUCUUUGACUUUCGGUGCUACAUCUUCGCCCGCCAGAUUGCCCUUCUUCUCCGCCUCGGCAACAGCCUGUCCGCCAAGACUGAGCUCGUCACAGGGCCCCAGCAGCAGGUGCCCGCAUUAAAGCCGUCAGAGGAGACCGAAGUCUUGUCGAUGCUAGCGGAGGUUUGUCGCCGGACCCUGCAGUUUAUUCCGGCCAUCUCCCAGAUCAUGCGGUCCGACCUCGUCGCGUCGCUGGGAGGAGGACGAGGAGGAGACAAUGGUACACAGUCGACGCUUUCCCUGAACCCGGUCGCCCCCGAGGUCGUCGACAAUCUGGUCUCCUCGUUCGCUUUCUCUGUCGCCCAACAAAUUCUCGCACAGACUUCGACCCAGGCUCUUCCCAUCCCUGCUUCCUCACUCAUAUCGCCCAAAAUAGAUGAGCCCAAGUCGUCGAUUCCCGAGCCCAAGACCAUGAUGCAUCCCGCUCGAAGUUCCUCGCUUCACAUCCGCCCGAGCUCGCGACCGCCGCCGAGUCCUGGCGUCUUUCCUGGCCCCGGCGCAGGUUCCGGUGCGGGUGUGUCCGAGACCAGUGCUCCUGCUCCUGCUCCUCCUGCUGCUGCUGCUGCUGCCGCCCCUCGAGGCCAGUUUCUCAAAUCCGGAUUGGAAGAACUCGCUGCUAGGCGCGCCGAGCUAUACGCACUGUCGCGUAGCAUCCUCGAGGAAUGCGGCAAGAAGAGAGGGUGGGGAAACGGCUGGGCUUCGGUACCGGACGUGGAGGAAUCUGAUAUUGAGGAGAUGGAUAUGGAAGACAUUAGUCUCGACGACGACGAUGAGUCCACCACCACCACCAGCACCACCACCACCACCACUGCCACCACAAAACCUCAGGCCGUGGAACCGUCUCUUGCCGGGGUGGAGAGCAGGUUUUUGCGCGUCGCCCUCGACAACAAGGACGAUUUCUACCGCCUCUUCGAAACAUUGACCGACAAAGCCAUCAGGCACUAUACCGUCGCCGAUCACCACCACGCCGUGCAAGCCUGCUUGACCGAGCUCGCCAUCCUCAAGUACCAUCUCGGCGACUACGGCUCGGCCGCCUCGUACUUUCAUCGAACAACGCCCUUCUUCGGGGAGAACGGCUGGAGCGCACUGGAGCUUUCCAUGUUGGUCAUGUACUCCCGCUGCCUCCAGGAGCUGCAGCGCAAAGACGACUACGUCCGGGUGGCGCUGAAGCUGCUGUCCAAGGCGGCGGUGGCCCAGAAAGACCGGCUCUCGCGAAAGAAGCUUCGGGGGUUCGUUCCCUCAAGUCACCGCCAAGAAGGACAAUCACGAGAACAACAACAGCAACUUCCAAACCCGGAUGAUGCCGUCCGAGGUGUUCUUGACAAGCUUAUUGACGUGACCAAGGCCUUUUCCCACGAAGUGCCCAUCCCUCUGGCUCAGUUCUUUAGUGACGUCCGACUGGAAGGGCACCCCGAGUAUGAUCUCCGGCGAGACGGUUUUACGCUGGCUGUCUCGAUGCAGAGCCUACUGGCGGAUGACAUGGAGAUAGACCAAGGCCGAAUGCGGCUUGUCAGCACGACAGCAACGGCGGGGGCUACCAAGGAACUGUGGUUAGAAUGUGCCACGGCUCAAGUGCUCCGACCUGGUAGGAAUACGAUCCGCCUAUAUAGCAAGACAUGUGUGGCUGGCCGUUACGAAGUCGACCGGGUCAGCUUGAUAUCGAACAAGAUCCACAUGCACUACGAACGUGAUAUCGACUCUGAAUCCGGAGUCGGCGUGACGUCGGACCUCUUCCCUCUUCCCCACGUCACCAUUUACCGGCCGGCUGGAUGUCUAGAUUGCCAGCUGGUCGCAACGAAAGAUAUUCAGCUGGACCGUAGCAACACGCUCGAUCUGAAGCUUCACACAGGCUGGAACAGGGUCAAGUCUUGUGAUAUCCGGGUUAGACCCAAUACCGGGGGUCUCAGACUCCUCACGAUGGACGCCCAGUUCAUCGGGCCAGCUUUCGAGUUUGCGCAGCCCCCCGAGGCAGGCCUGUUUCGCUUCGGCUCGCUGUCUGCCGAGACCGCCCUGCAACUGCGUUUCCCCUACUCUACCGAGCAAGACGUUGCGACGAUUUCCGCCCGGGUCGAGGUGACAUACACGACUGACGACGGCACCUAUUCCUCCUGGGCAGGCCCGUCCAUUCCGAUCAGUCUUGCGCUGGGCGUCAACGUCCAAGACAUUUUCAAACACGGCGCUGUUUUCUCGCGCUUCAGCAUUUCCACUGUGUCUCCCAGUCCUCUGCUCUUGUUCAAGAGCGAGCUCCGAGAAUCCGAGGUUUUCCAAUCUCACUUUGGCUCCGCGCCAGACAAGACGAUCAUGGUGUUCCCGAAGCAGCCGGCCAGCUUACUUUACAAGGUUGUCCGGAAGCCCGGUGUCACUGUCAAUUCGAAAACGGCCAAGACGUUGUAUCUCAAAUUGCACUACAGCGUGGUGUUGGACGAAAUGGUUGUGGCUACCGAAAAGUCGCUCAAGGAGGCGGCUGUCUCGGCCGAUCUAGCACCCUUCACGAAUGUGCUGGCCACCCACGUUCGGAAGCAUCUGCCUGCGAGGUUGACAGCUUAUGAUCUGGAACGAGCUGCCCUCCUGGGCCAGUUUCCGACGACUGCUCUUGUGGGAACCCAUCUCGAGGCUUCGUUUGCCGGAUUGGGCAAAGUCCCAGGCAGCGAAAGAGACGCAUCGGCGGCACUCGCUGCCCUUAUCCGGGACUGGCAGCGGAGGAAUCCCACUCUUCCUCUUCUCCACCCUCCAGCUGCAGACGUGGAAGAGACCCCUUCCAUUCUUAUCCCGGUGGACGUCCCGUCUGUUCCUGUACACUGGACCGUCGACAUCCAGCUCCAGAAACCCUUGUUCUCACCACUGCUGCCCGAUGGGGCAGCGACAUCGUCGGCCACGCCGGUGGUGGGAAUCAAUCAGCUUUUGUCAGCCAGCCUUACAGUACAGUGGACGCGCACAUGGCACACCGCGGCACAGGGACAGGCACAGGCACCAGAGAGCACGGCGACCAGGCAGGAAUUCAGCUAUGAGGUCACCACACCGGCUGACACUUGGCUCCUUGGCGGCCGGAAACGAGGUCGCAUGACGGUGCCCGCGGAAGAAGACACAUGCACCAUGGAAAUUCCCCUCCUGAUGGCCCCGCUGCGCGAGGGCUGGCUGCCGUACCCAAGCGUGGAAAUCCGAGAAGCCAAGUCGGACGAGCAGGGAACAGCCGGGUCGCAAGGCCCGAUCGAGUUAGAUUACCGCAACCUCGGGGAGACGGUGCGGGUUGUGGCGGACCGCGAGAGGGUGACAUUGAGCUUAGAUUCGAGUGGCCCCGGAGGAGGGCCGCUGGUUCUGGAGAGCGAGCGGAGGGUGGUGGACGGGCGAGUCGUCGUCUGA
Sodiomyces alkalinus F11 is the source of this 4761-nucleotide messenger RNA. RefSeq lists its product as hypothetical. Gene Ontology annotation, biological process: intra-Golgi vesicle-mediated transport; early endosome to Golgi transport. The transcript is spliced from 3 exons. The coding region runs from base 1 to 4761 and encodes 1586 amino acids. Lineage: Eukaryota; Fungi; Ascomycota; Sordariomycetes; Glomerellales; Plectosphaerellaceae. The record is from RefSeq and is a predicted model, not a curated record. Gene Ontology annotation, cellular component: TRAPPII protein complex.